UAUGAUACCCUGCCUCCCCCGACUCUCCGCUCUCGUGUUGAGCAGAAGAAGAAGAAGAAGAAAGAAAGAAAAAACAGAGAGAGAAUGGGCCGCGUGAGAACCAAGACAGUGAAGAAAUCUUCACGCCAAGUGAUUGAGAGGUACUACUCUCGCAUGACUCUUGACUUCCACACCAACAAGAAGGUUCUAGAAGAAGUUGCCCUCAUCCCUUCCAAGAGGCUCCGCAACAAGAUCGCAGGCUUCUCCACUCACCUCAUGAAGCGGAUCCAGAAGGGACCCGUCAGAGGCAUCUCCCUCAAGCUUCAAGAGGAGGAGAGGGAGCGUCGCAUGGACUUCGUUCCUGAUGUGUCCGCCAUUGACACUCAACACAUCGAGGUCGACAAGGAAACCAUUGACAUGCUUCAGUCUCUAGGUAUGUCUGACAUCCCUGGAAUCACUCAGGUCGAUCCCGUUCCUGUUCAGCAGAUCCCGUUUGGUCGCCCUGGCGCUGGAUUCGGUGGUGCUCAGAGGAGGUACUGAGAAAACAGACAGUUUUUCUCUGUUUUGGAAUUGUAUUAUCGAUAUUAGGGUUUUUAAUUUGGGGGAAAAGUAAUGUUAUCUUAUGUUUGAACUUAAUACUGGUUUAGUGGAACUGAAGAAUUUCUGCGAAUUAGGUUUUUGAGGAUAAAUUUGUGUGGCUUGAUUUUAGUUAAGAUUUGUUAUGAACUUAUAAUUAGAGGCAAUAUAUUGGUGAAAUUGUGAUGAAACUGAAAUAUAUGCCGAUUAGGUUUUGUUACUUAAAUUUGUGCAUGCUUCACGAAUUUUGUGGGGUGUGUUAUGCUUGAAACUUAUCAUUGGUGGAUGUUGUGAUGCCAAACUUAAAGUAUAAUAAUUUUGUUCAAA
Molecule: messenger RNA, 882 nt
Organism: Arachis ipaensis
Lineage: Eukaryota; Viridiplantae; Streptophyta; Magnoliopsida; Fabales; Fabaceae
Product: small ribosomal subunit protein eS17z
Biological process (GO): translation
Cellular component (GO): ribosome
Molecular function (GO): structural constituent of ribosome
Source: RefSeq, a predicted model, not a curated record